This is a messenger RNA of Phymastichus coffea, 838 nucleotides long. RefSeq lists its product as uncharacterized. The record is from RefSeq and is a predicted model, not a curated record. The transcript has 6 exons. Lineage: Eukaryota; Metazoa; Arthropoda; Insecta; Hymenoptera; Eulophidae. Bases 225 to 737 code for a protein of 170 amino acids.
CGAUAAUCGUGAAGGCUUGUGGGCUUACUUGUGCGCUGCUCCAUAUAGGACAAAAAGGACCAACGCGAUGUUUGCGACUGCGCGUUAAUUAUUUAUCGACGAAUGCCAAAUCGUGACGAGGGCUUCUCGAAAUUACGUCCACGCAACCAACAAUAUGAUGUCAUAUCUUAUUGGUCAUAUACAUCACUAAUUGGUAUAUAAAAAGCCCUUUUACGGACGUACUUAUGGCGAACGCUUUAGAGAAUUUGUUUUACCAUUGGAUUAAGGUGCACAGACGGAGGCCUCGACUAUUGAACAUCCCUAAAGGAGUUCACCCGUUCUGUAAAAGAGUUGUUGGCACGGUUCAGCAAGCUCCCAAAAUUUGCAACGGCGUAUCAAGCUUCAUCGUGGACGCGACUACUUCGGCAUGCUCCGAGAGUUUUCGAGAAAUUUGUAGAUUAGCUAUAGGAACUUCCUAUGGAUGCCAGCCAAUAAUAAAGAAAAUCUGCCCAAGUCGCGAUGCUGUAGAGAAAAAGAUAAAACAAGCGGUCAAUAAAUCUUGUGAAAAUUCCGUACAAAAAGUGAUUAAUCAAUUUGGAAAAGUAACAUCUGACGUUAACAAGAAUGCCGUUUGCGAUGCUUUUGUAGAAGUAGUGAGGGAAGUAUGUCAUAAAACAAUAACUAAAUUCUGUGAUGACUUGAGAUCUCUUUUUCAAACUCCAUGCACUGAUUUCUUGCCUGGCAUUAUUUGCGAUUAAGUCACAGUUGGAAAAUUGAAGAUAAGAUUGGAUUUUUAUUGAUUAUCUGUGUAUUAUAUUUAAAAAGAUCAAAUAAACUUUUUAUGACUAGUUCCUUGGAG